Messenger RNA from Acanthisitta chloris (rifleman), 804 nucleotides. RefSeq names its product nicotinamide N-methyltransferase-like. Lineage: Eukaryota; Metazoa; Chordata; Aves; Passeriformes; Acanthisittidae. Gene Ontology annotation, cellular component: cytosol. Gene Ontology annotation, molecular function: N-methyltransferase activity. The coding region runs from base 1 to 804 and encodes 267 amino acids. The record is from RefSeq and is a predicted model, not a curated record. The transcript has 3 exons.
AUGGAAGCGCCAGCGAUCUUCACGGAGGCAGAGGUGUACGAGCAGAGUUUCGACUCUCAGGCAUAUCUGAAUGAAUAUUACAGCAUGAGUGACAAACAGAAAGGUGCAAACGCGUUUCUGAUGCAGAACCUGAGGAGCCUGUAUAAAAUGUUCUCCUUAGACGGGGUGAGAGGUGACACCCUGAUAGAUGUUGGCUGUGGCCCCACCAUCUACCAGCUUCUGUCUGCUUGCGAGCGCUUCCAGGAGAUCACUGCCUUGGACUACACCGAGAGGAACCGUCAGGAGCUGGAGAAGUGGCUGAAGAACGAAGCAGGAGCCUUUGACUGGGGGCCAGUGGUGAAAUAUGUCUGUGAGCUGGAAGGGGACAGGGAGAAAUGGGCUGAGAAACAGGAGACAGUGAGGAAGAAGGUGAAGCGGGUUCUGAAGUGCGACGUGACCAAAGCCAACCCCACGGGCCCCGUGUCCCUGCCGCCCGCCGACUGCGUCGUCUCCACCCUGUGCUUGGAGGCUGCCUGCAAGGACCUGCCCACCUUCCGCAGCGCCCUGAGGAACGUCGGGACCCUGGUGAGGCCGGGGGGGCACCUGGUGCUGCUCACCGUCCUCGGGGAGACCUACUACACCUUCAACAAGCAGGUUUUCUCGUGCCUGCGCCUGGAGAGGCACGAGGUGGAGGAGGCCGUGGGGGCUGCUGGCUUCGAGGUGCAGUUCAGCGAGGCCGAGCCGUACGUGCUGGGCGAUGGCCGCACGGACAGCCGGGCCAUGCUGAGCCUGGUGGCGCGCAGGAGAGCCUCCCUCUCCGCGUAG